AUGUGGGGCCCUGGUCUAUCCAAUUACUUGAUCAUGCCUAGAAGCAGCUCGCUUAGCGCCUGUAGUUUGAUGUCCGAUCAUUUGGGCUUGAGCGAAGCACGCGAAAAUCUCAUUCUUGCGCUAGCACGUCAGAUUAGACGAGCAUAUUUUCGCAAAUUUUCCCCUCCCCGCCCGACAUUCACCCUGUCCGACGUUCCCUCGCAGCAGGGGAAAGUCGUCAUUGUGACCGGCGGUGCAUCCGGAAUAGGACAGGAGCUGGUGCGCAUGCUCUACGAGAAAGGGGCGACAGUCUACAUCGCCGGCCGGUCCGAGUCGCACGCUCAGGCGGCCAUCCAGACCAUUCAAGUCAGCACCAUCAGGACCACCUCCAACACCACUGGCGGCCAGCUGUACUAUCUCCCUCUGCAUCUAGACGAUUUGACCACCAUCAAAUCCACCGUCAGCGCUUUCGCAUCGCGGGAAAGUAGACUCGAUCUGCUCGUCAACAACGCGGGCGUCUCCCAGCCCCCACUUGGAAGCGUGUCCGCGCAGGGAAUCGAGCUGCAAAUCGCCACCAACUGCCUCGGCCCCUACCUCCUGACGCAGCUCCUCCUCCCAUUCCUCACCGCUGCGGUGACAGCCAACAACGAAUUCUCCCCUGCACCGCGAGUGAUCUGGACCAGCAGCCAGGUAGCCGAGCUCUCCGCGUCGCCGGAGGGGAUCAUCCUGUCCGAGCUCCGCGACCCGCCCCGCGAUGCCGUCCGGAAUUACGUCACCUCCAAACUGGGGAACUGGUUCCUCAGCGUGGAGUUCGCCCGCCGGUACCGAGACGCCGGGCUGGUCAGCGUCGCGCAAAAUCCCGGGGCGGCGAAUACCAAUCUGCUGCGCAACGCGCGGUGGAUGAAGCUGCUGUCGUGGCCCUUGCUGUAUCCCCUGGGGUCGACUGCAUCCCGGGGUGGCGCCGGACUUGGCCCGGCAUUUGGCGCCGGCGGAGGAGGGCGGCACUGGGCGGGCGGGCGAGUUCUGGGAGUGGUGCGCGGAGCGGACGAGGGAUUAUUUGUGAUGAUACUGUUGGGAACCAUAGAGCAAUCUCCAUGAAAGUGCAUCGGUUGGGGUGCCUGGGUUGUUGGUUGAUACACCUGCGCUUGGUUAGCUUAACCACAGACUCGGUGGGCCAGUGCUAGCGGGGGCACUUUGGCUGCCUUGAAGGUGUCGAGGAAGUAGAUUGUUGGCGUUAGAAUUCCCCUCAAGCGUGUGCUCAACUGCAGCUUCCUAGU
Messenger RNA from Aspergillus uvarum CBS 121591, 1256 nucleotides. RefSeq names its product NAD(P)-binding protein. The transcript is spliced from 3 exons. NCBI's taxonomy places the organism in Eukaryota, Fungi, Ascomycota, Eurotiomycetes, Eurotiales, Aspergillaceae. The record is from RefSeq and is a predicted model, not a curated record. Bases 1 to 1077 code for a protein of 358 amino acids.